AUGGCGACGACUUGUUCAGCCGCGCGGUCAAAACUGGAAGAAGCAGCGUCACAAAUUCAGAACAGCCAAGAUGAAUCGAAGAAGUAUGAAACGGUAUCAUUGGCCGAAGCCAUCGGUCGCGUCGCAGCACGCGAUUAUCUGAGUCCAAUCUCAACACCCGAAUUCGACACCUCAGCCAUGGACGGCUAUGCGAUAUCAUCAUCUCUCACAAACCUCGCAACUCCAGAAACACCCGUAUUUUUCUGCAUACGCGGUACGAUCGCAGCGGGCGACAAACCGAAAUCUAUUUCCCCCAAAGAUGAUAUGGCUUUGAAUUCCUGUGUUGAAAUCAUGACCGGUGCACAAUUUCCCGAAGGAGAGGAAGUGCUUGAUGCUUGUGUCAAGGUUGAAGAUACGGUUCGAAUUGCAGGGGAGGUCCCAUGUAUUGCGGUUAGUAAACCUGUGCCGAGAUAUGCGAACCGGAGGUUUGCGGGGGAGGAUAUUCAGAAGGGAAAGGUUGUCUUGAGGAAGGGGUCUUUGAUGAGGGCUUCCCAUAUCAUGCCUCUUGCUUCGGUGGGAAUUGAUGCGAUAGAGGUGCUCAAGAGGCCGAAGGUUUGUAUCUGGUCAACGGGGAAUGAGUUGACUUCCAAGACAUCGCAUGUUAGGGACGUCAAUGGUGUCUAUCUCACGGCUGCGAGUAAAGAGGCCGGAGCGGAAGCUACUUUCAUGGGGUCAAUCCAUGACGAGGUUGAGUCCCUGGUGUGUUCCAUCAGAGAGAGGCUAGAGCUUUUAUCGACGGAUAUUAUGAUCACAAGUGGAGGCGUGUCAGUUGGAAAGUUCGACCACGUGCGGCAAGCCCUGGAAAUCCUCGGAGCCAAGAUCGUCUUUCAUGGUGUAUCAAUCCGGCCAGGCCAUCCAGUUCUCUUCGCGCUUCUACCGUCACCCUUCGGCGAGGUCGCCUUCUUCGGGUUGCCAGGAAACCCAGGCGCUGCAGCUGCAUGCUUCAAGUUCUUGACCGUCCCUUACAUAAAGCUACUACUCGGACAGCAGCCAGAGAACCCCAUGCUUGCACGCUUGGAGAACCUUGAACUUGGAAGUUCGGCGAGGAAGAGUAACAUGGAUGCGCCGAACAGAGGAUUGAACUGUGAUCGGUUUAGGCCUGGUGUAUUGGACUUGACUGGUAGAGAGCCCACGGUGCAUGACGCGCCUGGUGUUUUGGGACCUGCGAAGAUGAAGCCUUUCGUGGAAGCGAACUGUUGGAUUCAUAUUGAGGCGAAUGAGAGGCUUGAGGCGGGACAGAUGGUUUCUUGUUAUCCUAUGAACGACACUUCAAUACUGUAA
This is a messenger RNA of Fusarium coffeatum, 1320 nucleotides long. RefSeq lists its product as uncharacterized. The transcript has a single exon. The record is from RefSeq and is a predicted model, not a curated record. Gene Ontology annotation, cellular component: cytoplasm; cytosol. Gene Ontology annotation, molecular function: molybdopterin molybdotransferase activity. Bases 1 to 1320 code for a protein of 439 amino acids. NCBI's taxonomy places the organism in Eukaryota, Fungi, Ascomycota, Sordariomycetes, Hypocreales, Nectriaceae. Gene Ontology annotation, biological process: Mo-molybdopterin cofactor biosynthetic process; molybdenum incorporation into molybdenum-molybdopterin complex.